Molecule: messenger RNA, 668 nt
Organism: Oppiella nova
Lineage: Eukaryota; Metazoa; Arthropoda; Arachnida; Sarcoptiformes; Oppiidae
Source: the annotation of a GenBank genome assembly
AGGCAAUCGUUGAUCCGCAGUUCCGUUACAAUGGAGUCCGUCUUUGCACUUAUUUCAUGGAUCACUUGAUAGAGUUGUCUGAAGACAAGACUUUCAAACUCCUCCUCUUUAAACGGUGUCAGAGAGAACACACGAGACGGGAGACGUUGAUUAACAACUCGGAUGAGACUCAAAACUAUAUGAGAGGUGUAACCAUGUUUAUCGGCGAUCUGUAUGCCCGCUCUUCCGCCCCAGAAUUGGCGGAAUAUUUGCCGCAACUGUUGCUAACACUGCUGUCAAAAGUACACAAAGAGAACCUGAAGUGCGUCUGUCAGGUGCUUAAGUUGUGCGGUUCGCUUCUGGAGUCUCAUUACAACAAAACGAAAGGCGAUGACAUGAACCGAGUGAUGGAAGAACUGAAAUACUGUCUCAACAGCGAUGACAUCAGCGUUUACGUCAAAGAGUUGGUCCACAAUAUAUUAGACAUGCAGAAGAGGGGAUGGACUGCGAACAUGCCGUCCGUCACCAACACUCCUCUCGUCAAUCCAUAUCUGAACACAAAUUUGGCCGAAAAAAGUGCCGCCAAUUCGACUGAUUAUUAUGAAGAGUACAACUAUUCUGAUGAGGAAGACUUCCAGGCCAGGUAUCACUCCAUUACCACCAACUCUCUCAUUACUCNUUUAUUGUAA